AUGACUUCUGAGGAAUCAGUGACUUCCAGGAAAGACUGGAUGACAACCAGGAAUAGAUUGGUGACAACUGGAGAGACAGUGGACAUCCAGGAGAGACUGGAAUUGGGCAUCAAGGGCCGGCACCCCAAGAUGAUGACUCCAUACCCCCAGGGUCUUCCGAGAGGGGGGGUGGAAGAGAGAUCCAAUAGGACGGACACAACGGAAUCGACACGGCUAGUUCAACGGACAUUGACAGGUGAGGCCUAUACAGAGACAGCUCAGUGUGUUUGCGGGAAAAUCUGUAAGAAUGCCAGGGGUCUCAAGAUACACCGGUCUAGGAAGGGUUAUCAGCCUGAUCCGGAGCAGAGACAGUGCACAGACUUGUCUGGUGAGACACAGGAGGACCACAGCCAGGAAGAACACCACAGUGCUGAGGAUCUCCACGAAUCUGAGGUGGAACAGGUGGAUAAGCCUACAAGACCAGAACAUGAUCUUGGUAGCCAGGGCAGUCGUACAGAUGACAGACUAGAGCGCAUCAAAUGGCCAGCUAUGAACGAGAAACAGUGGAAGGAGUUUGAUGAGGAUGUAGAUGGCAUCGUGGAACAGGUGUUACUUGGAACAGUAGAAAGGAAACUGCGGAGUAUGUGUAGACUGAUAUAUGCAGUCGGGAAGGAAAGAUUUGGGGUGACACCAUCGGAAAGGAAGCAGACUACAGUCGCCAAGAACAGACGGCAGAUAGAAAUAGAGAAGUUGAGGAAGGACCUUCGCAACUUGGGGAACCAGUACAGACAGGCAUCAGAGCUAGAGAAAAUUGGUCUACAGGAACUACGAGACCACACCAGACGCAGACUUCAAGACCUGAGGAAAGCGGAAAGGAUACGAAAAGCCAGAAGGGAGAAGGCCAGACAAAGAUCACGAUUUCUUUCCAAUCCCUAUGGUUUUAGCAAGGAAAUCCUUGAAGAGAAGAAAGCGGGACAGCUAAAUUGUUCUAAAGAGGAGGUUGAAGAGCAUCUGAAGAACACGCACUCUGAUCAGGCGAGACAUAUGCGGAUGGAGGGACAUGAACGCAUAGCCCCAGUACCCAUGCCCAUUGUUGCAUUUACUGAGGGAGAACCAACCCUCAAGGAGGUCCAAGAUAUAAUCAAGAAGGCUAGAUCCAAGUCAGCACCAGGCCCAAAUGGAAUACCUUACAAGGUGUACAAGUCAUGCCCAAAACUGCUGAGACGGUUGUGGAAACUAUUGAAGGUGGUCUGGCGUAAAGGAGAUGUACCUGUGGAGUGGCAGCGAGCAGAAGGCAUCUUCGUCCCAAAGGAGGAGGUUUCCAAGGAUAUUGGACAGUUCCGGACAAUAUCAUUGUUGAAUGUGGAGGGCAAGAUCUUCAUGUCAGUGGUUGCCAGGCGUCUUACAACAUUCAUGACCAGUAAUGGGUACAUUGAACCAUCAGCACAGAAGGGAGGUGUUCCAGGAUUCUCUGGCUGCAUUGAACACACAUGCGCUAUUAGCCAGUUAAUCAGGGAAGCUAAGAUCAACAAGACAGAUCUCACAGUUGUAUGGCUGGAUCUAGCAAAUGCGUAUGGCACGGUACCCCACCAGGUAAUAGAGUUUGCUCUGAAACACCACCAUGUACCAGAACAUAUUCAGAGCAUUGUCAGAAGCUACUACAGAAACAUCAACAUGCGCUUCACAACAAAGAACUUUACAACAUCCUGGAUACAGCUUCAGAAGGGGAUUGUAACCGUCCCACAUACAAGCUCGAUGGAUCCUAUCAGCCCUUGA
Molecule: messenger RNA, 1755 nt
Organism: Dreissena polymorpha
Lineage: Eukaryota; Metazoa; Mollusca; Bivalvia; Myida; Dreissenidae
Exons: 2
Coding region: 1-1755 (584 amino acids)
Source: RefSeq, a predicted model, not a curated record